Messenger RNA from Seminavis robusta, 906 nucleotides. The record is from the annotation of a GenBank genome assembly. NCBI's taxonomy places the organism in Eukaryota, Bacillariophyta, Bacillariophyceae, Naviculales, Naviculaceae.
CAUUUUGACUCCAUGUCAAAGUUGACACGAAUGAACUUUGACCUAUAAAGGUAUAUUAAUAGUUGAAUUCAGGUCCAACUCAACCACAGCAACCGAGCAAAGGUCACCCUCAACAAACAGGUUCUCAAACCAUCGAUACGUCCACUAUCGUACCAAGAUGAUCUCGUUCAAGCCCGUCGCUAUUCUACUGCUUGCCUCGUCGUCGACAACAGCCAGACCCGACCGCUGCAACAUUCGGUUGGACAGCAGCGACAACAGCUGCAUUUCCAACUGCAUGAGUCAAUCUGCGGCCGAUAAUAAUAGUUUUGUCUGCGAUGAAACGGUACCCUGGCUGCAUCACCGCGGCGGUGAUUCCCAUUGGAUGAAUGCCACGCCUCCUCCUGGAACGGGCGUCCACGUCUAUUCCGUCUUUCAAGGGAGUCCUCCCUGUGCACGAAAUGGACACUGUGCCGCCUGCGGUCGUACUCCGGGUACCCGACUUUGCUCGGUACGAAUCGAUCCCCAAGACUGUUCCAUUACUUGCAACGAGGAGGAUUCGGUGUAAGAAGAAGAAGAGCAAGUCGAGAAAUCACGCACACACACACACACACAAGUUAAGAGAGAAGCAGAGAGAUCGAAGACUACUACAAUAUAAGCAAUCCACUACCAGCAAGGAUGACCAUCAAUUUAGUUGGAAGAUUAUUCAAGAUUAGCCGAACCCUCCACCAACCAACCAGUCAACCAUGACGAGGGAACUGUAUCAGGUCAGGAAACACAGAAAAGCCAGUACUGCGACGACAGAAAGAAACUCCUUCCUUUGAUUGAGGAUCCAUUUGCAUGUCUUUAGAUUCAUCCCUGUAUGCGUAAGAAAUUAGCAUCAAACAAACUUUCAAGAUUCCAAUACAAGUCUGCCUCGGAAGCCGGGGA